AAAGAAAUAAAGUUUAUCAAAAUAAGAAAUAGAAAUUUUAUACAAAAUAAAUAAAAAAUAAAUGAAAUUAAAAAUCAAAGAAAAUCACGAAACAUGACUGAAUCAAUUGAAGACUAUCGGACAUCUUGUAGAUUUUGUCUGAAAACCAAAUUCAAAACAAUUUUAUUAACACAAUUUCACAUUUUAAGUUAUCAAGAACUGGCAGGUGAGGAACUAGAUGAGAAUGAGCAGCUUCCAAUGACUAUUUGCCUUGCCUGUAAUCGUGAGAUGAGAAAAUUUCAAGAAUAUCGAACGAAUUUAGUUGAAAAUCAAAGGAAACUCAAAGAAAUGUUAAGAAAAGAUGAAAAUUUAAUAGUAAUUGAUUCGAUGGCAGAAAUUGUUCCUGAAAUAUUCAACAAUGAUGACGAUGUUAGGUCAUUGAAUACUGACAGUACAAUUAGUCAAAAUGAGAUAGAAAUUUUAAACGAUUCAGAGAUUUUUACAACUGAAGUUUUACAAAAUAAUUCGGAACUGCACUCGAAUGAAGUUCAAGUUCCUCAAAUUGAUAUCAAAACAAUUGAAAUUCAAAAAACUAUUCCCAAAAUCAUCAACGUCCCAUCACAAAACAAUCAAAUGAUCUCAAAAUUAUCACAAAAAUCAACCAAAAAGAAAAUUGUUUUGUUCCCUUCAGAAUCAAAGUCUUCGAAACUCAUAUCGGAAAUUUUCAGACGGAGUCAAUUGGAAAAGGCAAAAAGAUAUUCGAAUAGGCAGCUUAAUGAACUUACUUAAACCAUUUUAUUGACUAACAAAAUAGAUUUAAGGAUUAAAUUGUAUUUACAUACAAAUAGUUUGUUUGCAUCAAAAAAUUUCAUUGUAUUUUAAUAUUAAUUUUUCAUUCAUAAGUUAUUUAAAUGAUUAAAAUUAAAUAAAAAUCAGCUUUAGAAAUUUCUUUUUUAAUUAUGUUGGUCCAGUUACGAUGCCAAAAGUUUGUCAAGUUGAGACUUGAAGUUUAUUCAGCUUUUUGGUUAAAUCUAAUGAUUUCUAUCGUAGAAUUUGCUAUAAAUCUCCCUCUGGUAAAGUUAAUUUGUUUUCUAAUGUUCAGAUAUUUUCCCGAGCGACAAUUUAAGGCGAUAGCAGCUGUGCAACUGCUUUUAAAUAGCCUUGCCUUGAACAAAUCGAUUGAAAAGCACUUUUUUAUACUAUCUCGACAUAUGACUGCAACACCACAUGUUUUUUGUUUUUCUGUCUUGCUAAGACAGUCACAAGUUUGUUAACGACUGCUACCGAUUUCAGCAAUGCUGCAUACUUCACAAGUGCUAUCAGAAAUCACUAAUAUAAGUCCAAGAAAUGUUUCCAUGUAUUUCAAAAGAUACUUACUUACUUCUUUGGCCGUACAGAUCAAUUGUGAUCUAUGGCCUCCCUAAGAUGGCACCAGAAGCUGGCUCUAUCGCAUGCUACCGCUUGCAAAUUACUUUAGAUAUUUUAAAAUAAUUGAUUUUGUAGCAUGACACAUUAACUGAUGUUAAGACAGCCUUGCUCGUGGAUGAAAUAUGGAGGUCAGGAGUUGCC
This is a messenger RNA of Chironomus riparius, 1548 nucleotides long. The record is from the annotation of a GenBank genome assembly. Lineage: Eukaryota; Metazoa; Arthropoda; Insecta; Diptera; Chironomidae.